Molecule: messenger RNA, 6997 nt
Organism: Bombus pascuorum
Lineage: Eukaryota; Metazoa; Arthropoda; Insecta; Hymenoptera; Apidae
Exons: 6
Coding region: 669-5516 (1615 amino acids)
Biological process (GO): protein phosphorylation
Molecular function (GO): ATP binding; protein serine/threonine kinase activity
Source: RefSeq, a predicted model, not a curated record
UGUGUUUUUAACAGCAUGAUAGUGAGGAGUGAUUUUAACCAAUAUACGUUUUACCAAAAUUUCUGUCAACAUUUCCUGAUGUUAUGUCGAGUCCUUGUCAAUUUUCUGAAACGGAAACGUUCGUUGUUAAAAUUAAAAAAAUUCGUAUUAUCGUGUUCGAUUAUAAAAAAAUAAUAAUCGGCCUUUUUUACCAUUUUCGUGUCUCUUUACGUUAGUAAAAUGCUUCGCGGUGUUCACCAACGGUAACACCAUAGGAACGCGUGAGAAAAAGCUUGUUACAUCAGGUUUGACAAUAGGUUCGUAUGAUUCAAUUCUAGUCCUGACAAUGAGUCACGUAAACGCUACAAUACGGAAAAUAUUUGUAGAAAAGCAAUGAGACGUUGUACGGGUUAUUACAGUCCAGCUAGUAUAGUUAGACGCUAGGAAGCCACAUAUACUAGACUUCUAUUAUUACACUGGGUCGCUGGCUUAGACUCAGUCGGUGUUGGCUCCCUGAACCGUGAGAACGGCUCGUCGAACACCUGAGAACGCGUUCGCCGGCGAUUCGUGCCGCACUCAGUCGUCUUCGAGAGCGUCGAACCGCUCGUGCUCGCUGUUCGCGAUUUCCUCUUCGAAUUCCAGCCCUUCGACAACUGUACGCGUAAAUCUAUUGGAUAAUCAUCGCCACGAUGCCCUACUACGGAGACAGUUUGUCCUAUUACUAUGGGGGACCUUUCUCUAAUCACAGUUCAUUGAUGACCGGUGCUCCACGACCGCUCCAUUCGCCGCUGUCACGAUACUCGCCACAUCUGUCGACCAUCUCCGAGUCCCCACUGUCCACUCUGCGUCGUUAUUCUCCCGCGUCAGUGCCCAGCCGGCCUAGACGCGUCAUCGACACCGCGGACAUCGACGUCUCGACACCCAGGACCCUGACUCAGGAGAGUAGCCAUCAAAGAAAUCGUCUACGUCGUGACAGACCCACGAUCAAAAUCAGAAGCCAAGCCUUGAAAGAUAAUCCUGCUCUGAGACAACAUAACGAAAGGCAUGAGAAGUCUGUGGGUGAAUUAUUGGUUGAGAAGUUCUUGAUCAAGGACAAGAAACUCGACGAGGCGGAGAAACGUUUGCAGUUGUUCCAUCAAGUCAGUUUGGAAACGGAAGAAGACGAAGAGGGUCAAGAUCUGCAACAGAUAAAGAAUAAAAUUACUAGAAGAUUCACGAGGAGAAGAUCUUCGACGGAUAUACAGUUGGAUCCUGAACAGAUAGAAAGAGAGGUAACUUACGCUCAAGUUCAGGCAAAGGUAUUGGAUACUCUGGUUGCUGAAGAGCAAGCUGAGAUCGAGAACGAGGUUCGUAGAGGCACUUUGAUUAAGAAAGGGGCUCCUGGAGGACCAAGGACGAUUCCUAUCUUCUGCAGAAGCGUUGAUGGAGAGCCUGGGUCCCAAGAUGAGGAGGAAGCUACGUCGCAGAAGGUAAGGAAAACCUUAAAAAAGGUGAAAAAGAAAAAGAAAACUACCGAAAAGCCGUCACCGCCUGAGGCAGGUGAAAAUUUAAGGGAACGUACGCCUAGUACCUCCAGCGAUGCCUCUGCGGAUGUCCAAACAAGCGAGAAUGACGAGGAAAAAGUUCGAAAGCGCUCGAGGCCGCAGAUGUUCAAGGUCGAAGCCAGCAACAGUGUCGGAGACUUUUCUACCAUUUGGGUGAACAGUAGUCCCGUGGAACAGUUCAGGGAAAGCGUGAAAAUUCCCGUCCCUAAAAAAUUACUUACACGGAAGACGGACAGGCGCGAGGUUGAAGAAGAAUCUGAAACGGAAAUCGUGUUACCCGUGAAGAAACCCUAUAUAAAGGAUACUUCGAGAAACAGCGUGUAUUUCACGGUGAAGACGCCUCCGGAGACUGUAAAAACUGAUCCUCUGAAGAAAUUAGAAACUAUUACCAAUGGAAUGAAACCAGAAAAAACGUCAGAGUUUCUUACAGAAAAAAAAAUUAAUCAGAUCUUACCUGUAGAUGUGACAGAAGAGGCUAAGAAAACGCCAGAGUAUUCCAAAGAAAAAAUACUUGGUCAGAUCUCAUCUGAAAAUGUCAAAGAAGAGAAUAAGAAUACGAACCAAAAGACAUCCUCCAAGGAUAAAAUGUUCCCAAAAGAGAAGAAAGAAGUAAUACGGAAGAAAGCCAUUGAAAUUCCCAAGCAGAAGAAAUUAGAAUUUCUAGAUAAAAAGGUUCCAGAGUUUCCAGUGUCCUCUGUCGUCUCUGUUGCGAAGAAGGAGGAAUUAGCAGACCCCAAGAUCUACGACGAUCCCAUGACCACAAGGGUUGACGAGAGCAACGUGACGUUAAGUGUCGAGCCGUUGGCGAGCGAGAGCAGCGCCAACGAAGCGCUUCCAUCGGCUGCGGACGGGCUGCCAAAAGCGUCUAAAAUUAAUACGGAUGAAAAUAAUGCCGUAGAAGCGCCAAAGUGUACGUUACGAGAACGGCAGUACCUGGCAAAACCGACGAAAGCCGAACGCGACGAAGACGUCGUAUCUUCGGGAAAGAAGGUGAACAAAGCUGUGACCUUGAAGAACGCCUCCAAAGUAGGUGUUUCUACCGAGGAGUCGAACGUAGAUCAUCUUGGACAGUCGUUGAAAGAAGAUAAUCUAUUAACGAAGGCUUCCUCUUCCCUUGAUGAUGCAAAUAAUAACCUCGUGAUUAAAACGACCUUGUCAGAGGGUCUCAAAGGUGACACGCAAAAAGCAGAAGGUUCGGGAAAAGUCGCUGAAAAGAUAGGAAAACAUGUAAUAGAGGAUGACAAGGAUAACAAGGUGAAUGGGCCGAGUGUUGAAAAGAUGGUAAAGAAAGGUGUCGAAGAAGUUUCAAGAUUGCCCUUCAAGGUGCCAACGAAGAAGACUGAGAGUAACAGAAUAGAAAAUAAAGCGGAGGCAAAAGCCAAUCUGCAGAGUGUAACAAAGACUGAGACGCAAACAAACAAAGAGCCCAAGAUCCCGUGGAGAACUAAACUUUCCAAGGUCGAUACUCCUGGCGAGAGCAGUGUUGCUUUAGACAGAAGUAUCAGCGUGGAUUCUACGCCUGUUUCAACCAAAGAACAGAUAGAUCCAAAUGCUUUAAAACAGUCUAUAUCCGUCGACGAAAAUUUGAUGACCAAAAUGCCUUUACAGAAACCAGCGAUAGUCGGAGAGGUUGGAAGCUUGUCUAAAAGCACGUCCACGGAAUCUAUAGAUUUCUGGAGCGAGAUUAAGGGACCGGAGAGUCCUAAAGUGACGAAAGUGACUAACAAGGGAUUCAAUUUCGCUGGUUUCAAGAGUUCGGAGUCAGGUCAGGCGGUCGAGGACCUCGGCAGCGGGCAGCUGGACAAGAAAAAAGAGACUGAUCCUAAAAUAAGCGUCGCCACUCCGCCAGCCGAGUUCAGUAAUAUCGCCGUAAUCGAGGAGGAGCGAAAGACCGAGGAGAAGUCGUCGAAAUUCAAGACUGAACAGACAAUACCCAGCACUGGAACGCUUUCAACUACUUCGGAGAAGUCAGACUUUGAUAAAGGUGAUUCCACUCCCAAGAAAGGAUUAAAGAAGAAGAAGAACCUAUCUAUAACGAUCGACCAAGAUGCGUACUCGACCGUAAAAAAGGCUCCUUCCAAGAGAGAAGACUCUUGGUCAUCGACUAUUUCUAUUAAAUCCAUGACGAAUUCUCCUGAUACCACUGUUCCGGCUUCCGAAGUCUCCACACCGACCGCUGAGAUUCCUGUGCCUGUGAUAAACAUCGAGGAAACACCCACCCCGACUAGAUGCGGUUCUCAGGUUCUGUAUGAAGAGGACGAGCCCAAGACACCGACCAACGAAUACCAAGAGAUCGAAAUAUCGACGAUUUCCAAGUGGAACAAUCGCAGUGACCUUUCUAACGUCAACGAAGAGAAAGAUAUUAUUUCAGUGGCCUCCAAGGAAGCCAACGCGAUUUGCAGUCCGGAAGAUACUCCAGAGUCCUCUAAAAAGAAGAAGGUGGUUAGAAAAAAGAAAUCUUCUACGAUCAAGAAAAGUUCUACUAAGAAAGAGAGUAGUAAAGACAACAAGGGAUCCAAGAAGAGUUCUACCAAGAAAAGUUCUGCCAAGAGUCAGGAAGUCUUGAAAACUUCAGAAGUAAAGAAUUCCGCUAAAACUAAUCCCAAAAAUAAUACACCUACUCAGAAACCCAUAGAUCUCAUUAGGAUGUUUUACACGACUCCAUCGGCGUUGUUAACUGCUACACCCAGAGACUUGUCUAAAGUUCGUCGAGCCAAGAUUAAGAGGAAAAAGCAUCACUCCAGGACGCCAUCUGUGAGCAGUGACAGUACCGGAAGUACCACUAGUACGGCAACCACGGAAAGCAGUGGAUCCACAUGUACGGAUGAUGACCCGGAGCACAAGAGGAUGAAUUCCACCAGGAGUAACGACUCCGGCUUCGACGGUUCGCCAAGGAUAUCGACACCUUCGCAGUCGUCGGACAACCAGAGGAACUCGGACUCUUCAGACCAUUUCCCUAGUGGAAGAAUUACGCCACCGGCCACCAAUCUUCCAAGGUUCAAGAAGUACACUGUGACGGAUUUCAAUUUCUUAAAAGUCCUAGGAAAAGGCAGUUUUGGCAAAGUGUUGUUAGCCGAACUCCGAGGCACUGAGUGUGUAUACGCAGUAAAGUGCCUGAAGAAGGACGUAGUUCUUGAAGACGACGACGUAGAAUGUACCUUGAUCGAAAGAAAAGUCCUGACUCUAGCUACGAGGCACCCAUACCUCUGUCACCUGUUUUGCACCUUUCAGACAGAUUCCCAUUUGUUCUUCGUAAUGGAAUACCUGAACGGCGGCGACUUGAUGUUUCAUAUUCAAAAGUCGGGUCGUUUCCCAGAACCAAGAGCUAGAUUCUACGCGGCUGAGAUUUGGUCUGGCUUAAAUUUCUUGCACAAGAAAGGAAUAGUGUACAGAGACUUGAAAUUAGACAAUGUGCUGCUUGAUUUCGACGGACAUAUUAGGAUAGCUGAUUUUGGCAUGUGUAAGCUGCAAAUUUUCCUCGACAGAACCGCCGACACCUUCUGUGGAACGCCUGAUUACAUGGCUCCCGAGAUCAUAAAGGGACUGAAAUACAAUCAGGCGGUGGACUGGUGGUCGUACGGCGUGCUUCUGUACGAGAUGCUCACGGGACAGUCGCCAUUCUCCGGCUGCGACGAGGAUGAGCUAUUUUGGAGUAUAUGCAACGAAAGACCGUUUAUACCUCGUUACCUGAGCCAAGAUUCCAGCGACAUAUUGAUCGCCCUUCUGGAAAAAGACUCUGGGAAAAGGCUUCCUGGUCACGAAAUUGCGCUGCACUCUUUCUUCCAACAAUUGCCAUGGGAUAGAUUAGAAAGGAGGCAACUGGAACCACCUUUCAAGCCAGCCCUGGAGCAUACUUUAGAUACCAAGUACUUUGACACAGCAUUCACUGCUGAAAAACCACGACUGACUCCUGUACCUGAACAGAUCCUCACCUCCAUGGACCAGGGCGUCUUCCGUGGGUUUUCCUAUACAAACCCAAAUGCAACAGACUGAAGAAACUAUCAGAGACGUGCCACGACUUCACAGAUUUGCACGUUGGCGGUAUUCAACGUGGUGUUCUUGUCUUGCGAUAUUAACGGUCCUGAUGAUCAUUCGAAAGUUGAUUCGAACGAAAGAAGAGGCACUUGCACUCGUUUCUUGGCAAACGGAGGAAACCGAAUGUUACUUUGGAGUCUAUCAGGAUAGACAAUUGACUGAGUCUCGAUGAAAUCAUCGAGGAUGACGGCAUUCGUCCGGGGAAGAUAUUCUAUGAGCGGUUCUAGCAAGGGUCAAUAUCUCUGAAUCGCUCUCGAUGAUAAAUGCUAGGUUUUUAUAACGUAGAGGCCGCAUCGCGUUUAUAGGACACAUAGAUUAGCCAUUCGUGGAACUUAAACGAGGUUCUAGUGUUUACAGAGUCAAGCUCGGCCGCGAGAAAACCGAUUCGUUCAAUUGGAUGUUACGUUUCGUUUUUUAAAGCGUUCUUUCCAAACAAAAAUCGCGAUUGGCCGAAAGUUCUACCGACGUUGGCUACAAAUGACAUUUCAAAUAAAAUAACAGACAACGUGCCUUAAAUUAUAAUUAACGUGAUGAGUAGCAAAAUAUUUUAGAAAGAAGAUAUCACGAUCAGAUAACCGGAAGAUGCUCGCAGACCUCUAAUUGCACCGCGUUCCAGCGUUUAUUCUAAACCUCUAGCGUUACACCGCGGUCAGGUUAUUAAUACUCCGAGUGGCUCAUUACUUUGGCCACGAUAAAUACUGUCUCGAGCGUCUUCCACCCACAGACGACUGCUCUCGCUCUUCCUGUCUUCCCUUUUUUUUUCUUUCAUAAAAGGACCGCGUUUUCUUUUCGUUUUCGUCGUUCUUCGCCACCUUUACUUCAUUUUCUUUCACGAAUCCUACACCUUUCGUGUCUCCUUCCCUUUUUCCAUUUUUCCUCCACUCAUCUUUUUUUUCUAUUUCUAUCCUGUCUACCGUCCACGCCUAUCUUUCUCUUCUCCAUACGUUUUCUCGUGUUUCUUCUCGCUUUUCGGGUCGCACACUUGGCUCCGCACUGACUAUACGCUAACUUUAGCACACGGUAGAAUUGGCAAAGCACCACGAUUCGGCAACGAAGUCGAGACACGUUGAAGAAGACUCCAGGACACUUCGCAUGGAUGUCUGAAAUACUAUCAAUUUAAUUCUAAGAUACUUGUCGACGUAAUUCAACAAGGAAGAUCGAUUCUGACAUAAUACUUAAUAGAUUUCGCUAAUCUUUAAAUUGUGAUAAUCAUGAAAAUGAUAUAGAGAGAGCCUAGAGUUAGGUAGAGGUCGAUAGCAAAAGAAAUGGAGAAAAAGCAUUGACUGAUACACCCAUUAGCCGGCUAAUUGAUUCAAUUGGAUCAUUCCGACACGGAUGGUGAGUUAAGCGGUCGCACUUAAUAAUUAAUUACUCCCUAAAGAACGUGGACAUUGCUAUCUUUCAUUGAAACUUAAAAUAAACUCGAAAGUCUGUUCUUA